AUGACACUGGAAUUGACCGACAAGGUCGUGGUUAUCGGAGCCGGUAUCUUUGGGAUCUCGACAACCUUGGCACUAGCCAAACGGUAUCCCGAGUUGAAGAUUCAGGUUGUUGACAGAUUUGAGCCACCCGUUCCUGACGGAUCAUCGGUAGACACUACAAGGUGCAUCAGGGUGGACUAUACAAACGAAAUUUAUUCCGAAUUGGCCAGCGAAUCUUUGGCGAAGAUCAAGAAGGACCCAGUUAUUUCACAGUUUUUCCAUGAGACCGGGAUGUCAUACACUUACGACGGAAAGCACGACAGAUGGGAAGACUUUUACUUGGCCGGCAAAGAAUCUGCAGAAAAGGCAAACCAGGCACAUCCGGAAAAAGUUGUGAGCCUGGACAGCACUGAAGAGGUUUUCAAAAGUAUUCAUGGUAAGGAGGGUGCAGUGCCAAGUGCAAUUGACAUUGGCAGAAAAACGUGGUGGAACAAGGGGUACCGGAAUUUCUCCAACGGUUUUAUUGACGCUGAGUUGGCGAUGAAGGCAUACUACGAGAGGGCCAACUCGUACCCUAAUGUCACAUUCACCUUCAGCGAGGUUGAAAAACUAAACUACUAUCCGACAACUAAUAAGUUCAAGUCUGUUUCCCUUAAGAAUGGGGAAGAGAUAGCAGCAGACCUUGCCAUUAUUGCUGCUGGUGCAUGGAGCGGGAAACUAGUCAACUUGCAGAACAUCUGUAAGAUGUCCGCUGUCGAAGUGGGCUGGUUGAAGCUCACGCCAGAAGAACAGGAAAAUUGGAAAGAUAUGUCUAUCACUACUAAUUUGUCCACCGGAAUCAACUUAUUUCCUCCAUAUAACGGCGAAAUGAAGGUUUUGAGAAGAUCUCCUGGUUACAAGAACACUGUCACAGUGGCAAAUCCUGAUCCUAAAGCAAAUGACAGCAUUGAAAUCUCUUACCCGAGAACUAAAGUUACCAACCCUUCCGACUGGAUUCCAAAAGAUGCAGAAAUAGCAAUCAGAGAGAAUUUAAAGGAAAUCUUGCCUAGUUUAUACCAAAGACCUUUUGAUCGUACUAGAUUAUGUUGGUUAACACAAACUCCAAGUGCAAACUUUUUAAUCGAUCAUCACCCGCAUAGCGAAAACAUCUUGUUGGCAACAGGUGGAUCGGCGCAUGCUUGGAAGUUUGUGCCAGUCAUCGGCGAUAAAAUUGUUGACUUCCUGGAAGGCACUCUUGAACAACGUCUUGUUGAGUUGUGGUCGUGGAGGGAGAAGCUGGGUGACAAGGCGGAUAAUGGAAGCGCACCAAGGAUGGUCGGUGAGCCACAAGAAAUAAGCCAGGUCAUCAGAACAUCUGGGAAUGAGAAUUUGUGUAUCUGA
Molecule: messenger RNA, 1359 nt
Organism: Pichia membranifaciens NRRL Y-2026
Lineage: Eukaryota; Fungi; Ascomycota; Pichiomycetes; Pichiales; Pichiaceae
Exons: 1
Coding region: 1-1359 (452 amino acids)
Molecular function (GO): sarcosine oxidase activity; proline dehydrogenase activity; L-pipecolate oxidase activity
Source: RefSeq, a predicted model, not a curated record